Molecule: messenger RNA, 2178 nt
Organism: Symbiodinium sp. CCMP2456
Lineage: Eukaryota; Dinophyceae; Suessiales; Symbiodiniaceae
Source: the annotation of a GenBank genome assembly
AUGGUGUUCCUGGUCACAGCACUCGCAGCCUUGGAGAUUGGCGCUGCUGCACUCAGGCAGCCGAUGGGGCAGAGCACCUCCGUGUCGGAAGAGGCCGUCGCGGUGAAGUCACUAGACAAAGCGAAAAUGAAGCAAAUGAAGGUUCCUGACACGCUGGUUACGGCCGAGGUCGAGUUUAUGCGCGAGUGCAAGGGGCAACCUUGGUUUGUUCAGCUCUACGACUUCCUGGACACCAGCCACAAGUUCUACCUGUUGCUUGAGCUUUGUGAUGGAGGGAAUCUGGAGGAUGCAGCCAGAAGUCUAAAUGACGGUCUCAGCGAAGCCCGCUGCGCAGCCUUCAUGCAGCAACUUCUGUCUGGAAUAGCGUUCCUCCACUCCCGGAAGAUCUGCCACAGAGACAUCAAGCCGCAGAAUGCGAUGCUUCUAGGUGACGCACGAGACUCCAACUCUCGGCUUCGGCUGGGAGACUUCGGGAUUGCAGGGUUCUUAGCUCUCAAGGCCGUGCGACUCGGAGAGAAGCUCCUCACGGAGAAGCUGGGCUUCGUUCUGAGCACGCCAGCCUUCAUGGCGCCAGAAAUGCACAUGCUGCCGAAGUCAAACGGGUACGAUUGCAAGGUGGAUCUUUGGGCAGCGGGGACGUUCAUGGUCUUCCUUCUGUCCUUGGAGUAUCCGUUUGUGGAUCCAAGCGGCCGUCUGCUGAAGAAUGACCUGCUGAGAGGAGAUUUGCCUAUUUGGGAGGGGAACGCCUUCCAAAGCCUCUUUCGGAAUGUUCAGGAAGCUGCUGGUCUUCGAAGGAAGAGGCCAUCGCCGGUUGCCCGCGAUUUGGUGCGGCGCCUCCUGCGACCGAAGAGGACCUUGCGACCCGAAGCCGAAGAAGCCCUCAAGCAUCCCUGGUUCAGGGCCCCUCUCCUGGAGCCUGGCGACCAGCGCGAGGAUGAUGCUGCCGAUCCUUUGCUCCAGUGGGCCGACUUCGAGGACGGAUUUGCCGCCAUCUCCCGGGAGUUCCACAGGAAAGCCCAGGAGAUGGUGGAGGCAGUGGGAGAGAUCCAGAUUGGCAUCGACCUUCCCGAGCCUCACAUCCAGCUGGACCUGCAGGACGACAGGAUGCGGAAUUGUGUUGUAUGCUACCAGAGUUCCGGCCACUUCGGCUUCUACUGUGACCAGUGCUAUCACAGCGUGUGUAUCGGCUGCUUGGUGAAGCUGCCAAAGCCGGAGUGCCCGCACUGUCGCAAGCCAGCCUCCGACGUGGCAGCGGCGCAGCACCUUGCCAAAGUCGCCGAGAACUUUGAUGCCAAGGCUGCUCUGCAAGUCGCUAUUCAGGUCGGCGCAGAGGUGGCCGACAACUUGGACAAGGUCGGAUCUGGAGCGGUGCUGGAUCUGAGUUUGCCAAGGCACGCCACAGAACGUGAUCGCGAGCGCGGCCGUGCUUGCUGCCUCUGCCAAGAGCCAUCAUCUGCCACCAAUCAUGUCUGCCCUGCUUGCCAUGCCAGUAUUUGCUAUACCUGCGCCCGCACGGAGCUGUCAGAGCGACGAUGCCCUGCAUGUGGUGAUGUUGAGAAGAACGCGGAGCCCUUGCGCCACUACCUGGCUGCUGGCGAGGCCUGGGAGACAGCCAUGGGCCUGGCAAAUCGUGCUGGCGAGGCUCUCAAUGAGGUAGAGGCAUUUGCGACACGUGCCUUUUCCAGCGACGGAUCGCCUCUGAUCUUGCACGCUGAAGACCAGGCAGCGCUGCGACGGACGAUCUCCCGUCAGGCUCAGCUCCAGGUCUCUCACUGCUGCUUCAAGUGCAGUGCACCGAGCUCUUCCUUUGACCUGGCUUGCAGCAAAUGCUCCGUGGCUCUUUGCUCCGCUUGUGUGGGUCGGCUCGGCGAGAGGCCCUGCUGUCCUGGUUGCAAGGACACCGAAGUUUUCAAUGUGGCAGCUGUUCGUUUCCACCAGAGUGCGCAGCAGAUCACCACAUCCGCUGCCAGCCUCUGGGAGGGCAUCUUGUACCUCGGCAAGGAGCUUCUCGAAAGCAGUCCGCAAGGCUCACCUGUCGCGGCUGACGCCAGUUCAGGGCCUGGAAAACCACGCCUGCUGGCACCAGCUGCCGCAACCCACAGGUCCUUGCCGCAUGCAGGGGACGUCCAGAAUAUUGAAGAUGAAGUGGCACUGGAGCUGCAUUCGGAGAAGUUGUAG